Messenger RNA from Cercospora beticola, 6930 nucleotides. RefSeq lists its product as uncharacterized. Gene Ontology annotation, molecular function: fatty acid synthase activity; phosphopantetheine binding; oxidoreductase activity. Gene Ontology annotation, biological process: secondary metabolite biosynthetic process; fatty acid biosynthetic process. The record is from RefSeq and is a predicted model, not a curated record. NCBI's taxonomy places the organism in Eukaryota, Fungi, Ascomycota, Dothideomycetes, Mycosphaerellales, Mycosphaerellaceae.
AUGGAUCGUACAAACGCCGAACGAGUUGCCAUCAUUGGCAUGUCCUGCACUCUACCAGAAGACAUCAACGAUGCCGAUGGUUUAUGGGACUACUGUGCCCGUGGUCAAUGUUCAGCCUCGGAGAUUCCAGCGUCGAGAUUCAAGAGCAAGGACUUCUACCACGAGGACCACUCAAAGAGGGGACACUUCAAUAUUACGGCUGGCAGCUUUCUCAAUCAAGAUGUUUCAGCCUUUGAUGCUCGCUUCUUCAACCUCAACGAAGCAGAAUCCACAGCCAUGGAUCCGCAACAAAGGCUUCUGCUGGAGUGUACAUAUCGAGCCCUUGGAAAUGCUGGUCUGGAAUUCGAUCAGCUGGCUGGCCGUUCAGAUGUUGGCGUCUUUGCUGGUGCGUCCAAAAGCGAUUACGAAGACAGAAUGAAUCAAGAUCCGUACACCGCAUCUCGCUAUGCUGCGACAGGCAAUGCGAUGACCAUGUUCGCUAAUCGGCUUUCAUACUUUCUGAAUAUACACGGCCCCUCAGUCACCGUCGACACAGCAUGUUCGUCCAGCUUGACGGCGCUACAUCUGGCUGUACAAAGCCUCCAACGCGGAGAAUGUUCCUACGCAAUCGUCGGCGGGUCCUUCUUGCAGCUAUCGCCAACCAUGUUGAGCAACAUGGGAAACCUCGGUACGCUGAGCAAGGAUGGAAAAAGCUACUCGUUCGAUCACCGAGCACAAGGUUAUGGACGAGGAGAAGCCGUCAGUUGCAUUGUGUUGCGAACAGAAGCACAAGCAAAAAGUUCAGGCGACCCUAUUCGAGCCAUUGUCAGGGCUACUGGCGCCAAUCAUGGUGGCAGGUCUCCUGGAAUUACGUAUCCUAAUGGAGAAGCACAAGAGGCCCUCAUACGCAAUUUGUAUGAGGCCGUUGGCUUGGACCCGGCAGAUACAGACUAUGUUGAAGGCCAUGGCACUGGCACUGAACGUGGUGACCCUAUCGAAGCCAACGCAGUUCUAUCUGUGUUUCGCGGCGAGGGCCACGCGCGCAGCCGCCCUCUCUUCCUCGGGAGCAUCAAGUCAAAUUUUGGCCAUUCUGAAGGAGCCAGCGGCAUUCUAUCAGUCAUCAAGUGUGUUCUCAUGCUCGAAAGAUCUGUCAUCCUACCCAAUGCAAACUUCGAGAAGCUCAAUCCAGACAUAGAGCAAAUUGGCCAUGCUCUGGAAGUUCCAACGAGGUGUAUACCUUGGCCGAGAGACGCGCUUCGCAGAACAUCGAUCAACAACUUCGGCUUUGGCGGCUCCAAUGCACAUGUGAUCUUGGAGCAAGCUGCAGAUCUACCGUUGACUGCAGUUGACGCUGACGUAGAGCAUGCGCCGGCCCUGUUCGUCCUCUCUGCUAAGGAUGCAGAAUGCCUGAAGUCGUGCAUGUCAGAGCUCAGGCAGUAUCUCCAAGAGAAGGAAGACUACGACGAUGAUACUGGCUUCCUGCGACGCUUGAGCAAUGCUGGCUGUUGGGGCGUCUCCGUCGGAAAUCAGUCCUUUGAUAGACAGAGCUUGAAAGUCUCCGGUGAUCAUGCGGCAAUAGUCGAGCUAGCAGAGAGACUGGAUGCAAAGUCCAUUUUCAAUCGAAUGUUGAACGUGAAUGUCGCAUAUCACUCUUUGCAGGUGGUACCUUGCGCGCGGCAAUAUCUGAAAGACAUUCAGCCAUGGCUUGACGGGUGUGAUCAUGUGGAUGACGCAUCUAUAGUGCUCUACUCCUCUGUCACCGGCGCCAAGGAAGUUGGCAGCUCUGUACGGUCGCCUUGGUACUGGACAACCAAUCUGAUCUGCCCUGUGCAGUUUGUCAAAGCGAGCCUGGUCAUGAUGCAGGAUCUUGCCAACGACAAUUGCGGGAAAAGCGUGUCUGUCAUCGAGAUCGGACCGCACGCGACACUUUCAGGGCCGCUACGAGAGACGGCGAAAGAGACACUUCCGCAAUAUUUUUCUUUCUCGUACCACGUUUCCAUGCGAAGGAACAACACCAGCACGGACGGCGUUUUGGAACUCGCUACAUCACUGGUCAACAGCGGCGCCCGGUUCAAUGACGAGUUCUGGAAGACAAUGCCCCAAAUACUCGGGACACGAUUGCUGACAGAUCUGCCGCCUUACCCUUUCAAUCACAGCCAGAGCCUCUGGCACAGUAGUAGGCUUGCAGACUCUCAUGCAUUUGGAGGCUCUCCAUGGAAUGUCUUACUUGGUCAUAGAGCCACAAACAGCGUCGGAGACUCAAGAGAAUGUCGCAACGUCUUCACGCUUCAAGAUAUUCCUUGGUUGAGAGAGCAUUGUAUCCACGGAGCUGUUGUCUUCCCUAUGGCAGGGUAUGUUUCUGCUGCUAUCGAGGCCAUCGCACUGGAGAAUGUCGAUAGAAAGCAAGGAGUGGAAGCCUGCCGCAUCAGAGAAAUGGUCAUUGGAAAAGCUCUGAUCUUGUCUGAUGACCAGGAUAAUGAGCUCUUCACCGUCUUGCGGCCGCGAAGACUUGGCACCAGAGUGACGAGCCAGACCGGAGACUUUGACUUUACGAUCUCUUCUUGGAACAAGGCUGCGGGCUUUGUGGAACAUUGCUCGGGAAUUGUUUCUGUCGUGGAAGUAAAAGCGCCGAAUGCUGAGGACGAUGCUGCGGAGAGGUCUCGAAAGCACUUUGACAGUAUGCGCCAUUCGAUCGAAAACGAAACCACCAGGAAGAUUGAUGUCAAUGCUAUGUAUCGACAGGCGAAGCAGCAGGGCAUGGAAUAUGGACCAGCGUUCCGUUUGAUGUCAAGCUUCUGGACAGGCAACGAUGCUGCAAGAGGGAUGAUCACGACCACGACAGCGAUGGAGCACGAAAAUCAAUUGAUCAUAAAUCCUACAACGCUGGACGCAGCUCUUCACGUCGGUCUGUGUAAUCUGAACAGCAACCCAGGCAGACUGGCAAAACUGGUUGCACAUGUGCCUAUCUUCGUGGAAGAAGUGUAUGUCUCAACCGCCGCGAUAUCGACCACAGGCCCACUGGAAGUAUACUUCCAUGACCCUCGCGCGGAAGCUAUGGGUGAGUCUACAGUUGGCAAUCUCAGCUGCUUCGUGGGGCCCAAUCCCGUUAUCAAGAUUCGAAACUUGCGAAUGAAGAAGAUGCAGCAAGCCAAGGAAGAGCUCAGUGAUGCGGAAAGCAUCAAUCCGAUGAAGUAUCAGUGGUUCGAGCAUCCGAAUUUCUGGUCAGAUGAGAUUUUGAAGAGGAUGCGAGACAAACUGCCGAUGAUGCGAACUGAAGUCCUAGAAGAACUGGAAAGGAUCGAAAGAGCGGCGCUGCGUUACAUGCAGAAGGCUCUUCAGCAGUCUUCUGUACCUGAAUUACCCCACUUGGUUAAGAUGAAGCAAUGGAUGACCACAGUCGUCGGAUUAGACAACUUGAACGAAGACGAUCCCGACGAAAUUGAUACUUUGAUGGCCACAUCCUCAGUAGACAUGCGCUGCAUUUGUGGCGUAGGCCAGCAACUUCCGGAAAUCGUGAGAGGAGAAGUCGACGCACUCUCAAUUCUAAAACAAUCUGGGCUCGACACCAUCUACGAAGAAAGCAGAAUUUUCUCUCACAGCGCAUCGCUCCUCGCACAUACCAUUUCUCAACUAGCCUUUGAGAACCCCAGCAUGCGCAUACUAGAGGUUGGAGCCGGAACAGGAGGCUUCACGAGGCGCAUUAUCGAAGAAAUGGACUCGUUGCCUCGGAUCCCUAGUCGAUUCUCAGAGUACUGGUACACAGACAUUUCUCCGGCAUUCAUUGGUCCUGCGCAAGCGAGAUUCGAGAAAUGGUCAGCGAAGAUGAAGUUUCAAACAUUGGAUAUUUGCUCUGAGCCAUCUCUGCAAGGGCUCGGCGUAGGCGAAUUCGACCUUGUCAUUGCUGCGGAUGUGGUUCAUGCAACGCCAUCAAUUCAACAAUCGUUGCGGAAUGUCCGCAAGCUGCUCAAACCAGGCGGCACGUUGGCUUUAGUGGAACUAUCUCGUUUCUCGCCGUUCUUCAUGCCUUUUGCCACGCUGCCGGGAUGGUGGUCGAGGCCAGAAGGGCCGAUACUUUCAAACCAAGAGUGGCAUGAUGAAUUAGUGGAGGCUGGGCUCACGGGCUGUCAUGCGUAUGUUGAAGAUAUGAAGAGCGGUGGCACUCAUUGUUUGAUUUGGAGCCACGCAAGACACGAAGUUCCUGAUGAUUCUCCGGGCAAGGUUUCAAUUAUCUGUGAGCACGCAAAUGCUGCACGUCUGUGCGAGCAAGAGCUCACUCGUGCGAAAUCAAACACGGACCCGGCCAUCCACUCUUCUCUGGCACAGAUCAUUGACACAGAUAUGCGGCUAUCGAUCGUGGUCGAAGAAGCAUCAAAAUGCAGCUUAUUGAAUCCAGAACCUGGCCAACUCGAAGCGAUACAAUACAUGUGUGCCAAAGCGGAAGGCAUACUGUGGGUAAUUCGAUCUUCCUCAGAAACAGCACAGGAUUCUGCUGUCGCCGGCCUGGCGUUCGGCUUCGCGAGGACAGUGCGUUUGGAAUACCGGCAACUCAAAUUCGUCAUGUUGAAUAUUGUCGAUACUGGGGAGCUGGAUGCCAUGGCUGUCGUUGGCAAGGUCUUUCGGCACACCUUCAUCGACAAGCCGGGUAGACAAGAGACGGACAUUGAUCUUGUGUGGGAAAAGGAUCGCUUGCUCUAUCCUCGAUUGUUGUCUUGCGAUUGGGGGAGUUCUGGCCAGAGAGCAGGGCCGCUGCAGCUCACAAUGGACCGUAUCGGAUUGCUUGACUCCCUGCAUUUUUCAGCAGCUCCGCGAACGCUUCUAGAAGAUCCACUUGGAGAUGACGAGGUCAUCAUCGAGAUCAAGGCCACUGGCCUCAAUUUUCGAGAUGUGCUUAUUGCUCUCGGUAGAGUACCCUGGACCUCUCCUGGCAAAGAGUGCAGUGGCGUUGUCGCUGCCGCAGGCUGUAAAGCAGGACUUCGAUACCAGAAAGGUGACCGCGUAGUCCACCUAGGCGAUGGAUUAUUCGCGACGCAUGCGCGUUGUAAUAUAACCACCAUCGCCAGGAUCCCUGAUGGUUCAAGCCUUGGCUUCAGCGAGGCAGCAUCAAUUCCCAUCAUCUUCUGCACGGCGUACGAGUCAUUGGUCUGUCGUGCAAACCUACAACCGAAAGAGAAAAUCUUAAUUCAUGCGGCUGCAGGUGGCGUGGGCCAGGCUGCGAUUCAAAUCGCCCAGCAGCUUGGUGCAGAAAUCUACUGCACUGUCGGAUCCCCGGAGAAGAAGAAAUUCAUGAUCGAUCACUACAAUAUCAAUCCUAGCAGGAUAUUUUCGAGCCGUUCCACUGAUUUUGUGGAGGGACUUCAGUUUGCAGCUGACGGCGGAGUGGAUGUCGUGUUGAACUCUCUGUCCGAAGACCUUCUUCAGGCUAGCUGGAGAUGUCUUGCACCGCUUGGAAGAUUCAUCGAUAUUGGGAAGCGAGAUGCGUUAGCUAACAGUGCACUCGAAAUGGCGCCGUUUGACAAAGGAGUUACCUACUCGGCUGUGCAACUUGAUGUGUUGAUGCUGCAAAGGUCAGACAGGACAAAGCAGCUGCUAGACACAGUGAUGGAGAACUUCGCGCACGGCACUUGGAAACCUGUCCACCUGGCAGAGAAGUUCUCAGUGGGGCAACUCGAGAGCGCUAUGCGUCUCAUGCAAUCUGGGAAACACAUUGGUAAGAUUAUCAUAAAUAACGAUCGUGAUGCACGAGUCCCCUUGCGUGGUACGAAAGCAGCAAGAAUGUCAGAGAUACGAAGAGAUGUGACUUACCUCAUCACUGGCGGUACGAGUGGUCUCGCAAGCUCGCUCUCGAGAUGGCUUGUCGAAAAGGGAGCCAAACAUAUCGUGUUGGCAUCAAGAAGUGGGGAUGCCCGGUCUGCAAGCGCUCAAGAAUUGAUGGAGUAUGCUCGAACCAGAGGUGCGACCAUCUCGAUGGAGCAGUGUGAUGUUGGAUCCGAGGCCCAAGUCGCUGAUCUACGCGAACGUAUCGAGAGGGAAGGAAUGCCAAAGUUGCGAGGCGUCAUACAUGGCGCCAUGGUUCUCAAGGAUACCAUGUUCUCGUCCUUGACAGCGGGAGAGUGGAAUGCUGUGCUCCGGCCCAAAGUACAGGGUGUGCUGAAUCUCUACUACUCCCUCAGAACCCGCAGCUUGGAUUUCUUCGUCUGCCUCUCCUCGGUCGCGGCUGUAGUGGGUAACGUCGGGCAAGCUCCAUAUUCUGCUGCAAAUGAGUUCAUGGACCGUUUCUGCGCAUGGUGGAGCCGACAGAAUGGCCAGAAAGCUAUUUCGAUCAAUCUUCCGUCAAUAUCAGACGUAGGAUACGUUGCUGAGGCCAUUGAGGCAGGCAUCACGGCAUUUUCGGACAAGGUCUAUGCCGCGUCGCUGUCCGAGGAGGCAGUGUGUAAGGUUAUGGACGCCGCUCUCCAGGACAAUGGUAAGAAGAGUGACAGUUGGGAUCAUCAAAGGAGUAACAAUGUGGUCGUCGGGAUUCCUCAAGUCCCCGCUUUAAGGCCCAUCAUCGAAGAAGUAGGACCGGCACUUUCCAUCAUGAAGCACAGCAUGGAUGCAUUAUCUCGAGAGGAGAGCCAGGGAAGCUCUGUGUCCAUCUCUGACACUACGAGGCAAUCCGUCGCAGCUCAGCUCUCAAAUAUUCUGGAGCCAGCGGAGAGAAAGUCCGUAAUACAAGCAAAUCUGCGCAAAAGAAUUGCGGCCAUCACGUUGAGAGAUCUGGAGAACAUCGCAUCCGAAAGUGCCAUUGCGGAUCUUGGGCUGGACUCGCUCGUCACUGUAGAACUGCACAGCUGGAUCUUGAAGGAGCUCGAUGCCAGAGUCACCGUCAUGGAAAUCAUCGGAUUCCAAACUUUCAAGCAGCUGGUAGACAUUUUGUGCGAACGUUCACCAUUGAUCAACGGUAAAAGCUGA